Molecule: messenger RNA, 1383 nt
Organism: Diachasma alloeum
Lineage: Eukaryota; Metazoa; Arthropoda; Insecta; Hymenoptera; Braconidae
Gene: Tsp5D
Product: tetraspanin-9
Exons: 5
Coding region: 147-920 (257 amino acids)
Cellular component (GO): membrane
Source: RefSeq, a predicted model, not a curated record
ACUUUCAGUCCAGGCUUUGCGACUCCCCGAACCGCUUCGAACUUAAUCACAUGAUUUACAUCUGUCACCUGGUCUGAGUGAAGGAAAACUCGCCUCAAAAAUAGGUAAGCAUCGAAGCGCAGUUUGAUUCUCCAAGGUCGAGCGACAUGGGUCACACUGGAUACACGUGCAUUAGGCACGUAUUCUGCUCGCUCAACGUACUCAUCUGGUUGUGCGCCUGUGGAGUGCUGGGGGCUGAUCUGUGGCUUACUUUGUCGUACCGUGGGUACAUUACACUUGUACCCCAGUACAGUUUUAUAUCGGCCGAGUCUAUUCUACUUGCUGCAGGAUGCGUCAUGUUUGUCAUUGCGUUUCUCGGGUGCUGUGGGGCAUGGUUCCAGCUGAGGUUCAUGCUGAUAUUGUACUUUAGUCUGGUGGUGAUGAUGUUCCUGGGUGAAUUCAUGUUUGGAGCCCUGGCGUUCAUAUUCCGAGAGCAAGUGUCGAGGAGUCUGAAGCAUGAGCUUUUGUCUGGAAUUCAGGAGCACUACAAUAUCACGAGGGAGCCAGGGACGUUGGCAACUAUUUGGGAUGACAUUCAGCAGAGAUUCCAUUGCUGCGGAGUCCGCGACUACACCGACUGGUUCCAAAUAUCCGCCUGGCCGAAUGACGACAGAGUGCCAGACUCCUGCUGCAUAACGCGCGAGAGAUACUGCGGUAGACCAGACCCCGACGGUCACAAAAAAGAAUUGUGGUACAAAGACGGUUGCGCCUCAGCAAUUCAAAUGGGAUUUGUCACGAGGCUCCACAUUGUCGGGACAAUCGGCCUAGUUGUCGCCUUCCUCCAGCUCUUCGGGCUCAUCGCCAGCAUGAUCCUCUUCUGCACAGUCAGGCACAAGAAGGCUUCCCACUCCUACAAGAGCUACGACACUGCCAACACCUAGGAACGCGCGUGGAUCCCGGCAUACGGGAUCCACGAGACCGCGAUCACUGAAGAAACUGCUGCAUGAGGACUCUCGCAUGCUAUUUAGAAUUCUCAUGGACAAUUUCUUCGAAAAAAAAAACAAAAUACUCUUGAGGAACUCUCGUCAUUUUAUUGCGAAGGUUUGAGGUUUCGAGGGUGAGAGGGGGACUACAUGAUUCAUUUUCUCUCUGAGCGUAGAAAACUGUCAUGAUUUUUUUCGAAGAUUCUGGUAGAGUGAUACGAUGCAUUUUGCGUGAGGAUCGAAUGAUCAAUGAGCUUUAAAUGCUUGGGCUCACCGAGCACAUCCAAAGUUGCGUAUUAGGGGUUUAUUAUCGAUUAAUCGUUAGGAGUAAGAGUAAUUUAAUUGUUGUAUUAUUGUUUACACACACGGAGAGAAAUUUUCUAGAAAAAUUCUAGUACGAGCACUGGAAAAAAUCACAAUC